GUUCCUACCCGGACGCUUUAGGAGGUGACACAUGCGUGCAGCGACCAACCGGAGCAGGCUGUUUGAGAAACUGCUCGUUUAAUCGAAAARAAUAGAUGCCCACGGAGGAAGACGAGGGAGCGAUGGAGCCCCAGACGAAGCGCCGGAAAGGCCCGGCGUACGACCCGGACUCCUGGGUGGCCCGCCCCGUCCUGUCAGACGAGCAGUCCGGAGAGGUGGAGCUGGUCGAGGCGCUCGCCGCCCCCGUCGUGGACAAGAAGGCGACGUCUCGGAUCGUGCGGGCGCUGAACGACCUGUACCCGCUGAGCGGGCUGCAGCACAUCAAACGGGUCCGGGCCCGUAAGGACCAGGGCAGCCCCCACACUCUGGAGGUCCUGGUGUGCCUGCUGAGAGACGCGCCGCAYGUCCAGCUGCUCCGCCUGGACUCGCUCUUACCCGGAGCGAGGUGGGAAGGACUGGGCGAGCCCUUUGUGGUCCAGAUCCCGGCCCGGCCCCCGCUGACCCGACCUCAGUUUGAGGCGGCGAGCCAGCGCUGGCCCACUUCCUUCCACGAGGACAAGCAGGUGACCGUGGCCCUGCGAGGGGAGCUCUUCAGCGCCCGACAAAAAGCCGCCAUGCACGGGUUCAUGACGGCCGCCGUCGCCGCCGCCAGAGCCGGCCGGCGGCUGGGGAUGGACGCCGUCGGAGCCGUCGUGGUCGACCCGGAAAGGGAGCGGGUUGUGGCGGUCGGCCACGACUGCAGAGGCGACCACCCGCUUCAUCACGCCGUCAUGGUCUGCAUCGACCUGGUGGCUCGGAGUCAGGGGGGCGGGGCUUACCGCCUCGACGGUUACGAAGGCUGCAGGUUCACGUCAGCGGAGGCGGAGCCUCAGCCRUACAUCUGCAGCGGGUACGACCUGUAUGUCACCAGGGAGCCGUGCGUCAUGUGCGCCAUGGCGCUGGUGCACUCCAGGAUCGGACGGGUUUUCUACGGGACCACCUCUGCCGACGGAGCGCUGGGGACCAGAUUUAAAAUCCACUCCCUGAAAGACCUGAACCACCGGUUUGAAGUGUUCAGUGGGGUCCUGAGCAACGAGUGUGACGGUUUACAAAAACAGAAAUAAACACAAGCAAACAUUUUAA
Austrofundulus limnaeus is the source of this 1122-nucleotide messenger RNA. RefSeq names its product adenosine deaminase tRNA specific 3 (gene adat3). The record is from RefSeq and is a predicted model, not a curated record. NCBI's taxonomy places the organism in Eukaryota, Metazoa, Chordata, Actinopteri, Cyprinodontiformes, Rivulidae. Bases 96 to 1103 code for a protein of 335 amino acids. Gene Ontology annotation, molecular function: tRNA-specific adenosine-34 deaminase activity. Gene Ontology annotation, cellular component: cytoplasm; nucleus. The transcript has 2 exons.